ACAUUUUUGUUUUAUGUUUUUUUCUCUGUGUUUUGGUGCCUUUUGUUGAAAGUGGUAUUUUCUGUAAAUUUUAUUAUUUCAAUUAGUUUUAUUAUUACCCCCUGAUACUGUAAAUAUUGUAUUGUAGUGAUAUACCACUUAGAUAGUCAAAGAUGGCCGAUCCUGGUAAGGGUCGGGGGCGCGGGCUGGCACUACUGCUGGCCCUGCAGAAGUCACAGAAGGCGGAGAACCCUCCCCCCGGCUCGGAGCCCUCACCGGAGCCGUCGCCGCCCACCACCGCAGUACCCAGUGUGGUCAGCACAGCAAAUCCUCCAGUCAUUGGUGGGCGAGGAAAAUUUGCCAUGAUGAUGAUGCAGAAGCCUGGAGGCCCAUCUGCAGGUCCUACUUUUGGUCCAGCAUCAGAUGUGAGUCCGUCUGUGCCUCCAGGGCAAAUGAAAGGGGCUGGCCGAGGUCUUAAGUUGUUGCAGAACUUAAAGCAAACUAAAGCGGUCCAGUCCCCUGCGGCCAGCGAAGUGACGUCGGCCUCACAACAAAUGUCGGCCGUCACCCAACAGCUGUCUGAGACUACGCUGACCACCCAGACAGGCAUGACCGGGAAGAACAAGUUCUUUAGGGAAGUGAAAUCGUCUGCUCCUGUGGUAAAGAAGGGUACAUUCGGCACACCGUGUGAAGUGACUGCCAACUUCAUAUACCUGAACUUUGAGGAGAACAAUGUAUUUGAGUAUGAAGUCAAGUACGAGCCAGAGCAGGAUUACAAGAAUCUUCGCUUUAAACUUCUGAAUGAGCACCGCGAACUCUUCAAGGAGAAGACAUUUGACGGUACCACGUUGUACCUGCCGCACGGGCUGCCCGCGCCCGUCACCGAGCUCGUCUCCACCAACCCCUUCGACAACAGCAAAGUCAAAGUUACCAUAAUAUUCCGAAGGAACCGCAAGCUGAGCGAGAUGAUCCACAUAUACAACGUGCUGUUCAAGCAGAUAAUGAAGGACCUUCAGCUGGUGCGGUUCGGUAGACAGCACUUCAACGAGCACGCCGCCAUACAGAUACCUCAGCAUAAGCUGGAGGUCUGGCCCGGAUACGUAACAGCAGUAGACGAGUACGAGGGCGGUCUGAUGUUAACCCUAGACUCGACUCACCGCGUGCUGAGAACUCAGUCCGUGCUGAGCCUCAUUCAGGAAGAGGUGCAAAGGAACGGAGCUGACUGGAAGAAAUCCGUCUCCGAGAUAUUGAUCGGCUGCUCGGUGAUGACCACUUAUAAUAAGAAACUGUUUCGUGUGGACAGCAUAGACGACUCGCUGACGCCGCGAUCCACGUUCGUGAAGACGCAGGACGGGCAGGAGGUGAAGGUUUCCUUCGUCGACUACUACAAGAAGAACUACGGGAUUGACAUCAUGGAUAUGGACCAGCCCAUGCUUAUAUCCAGGGACACCAAGCGCAUGCCCGGCUCGGAGAAGCCCACAGACUUCAUGAUCUGUCUCGUGCCGGAGCUGUGCCAGAUGACCGGCCUCACGGACAACCAGCGCAGCAACUUCCGCCUCAUGAAGGACGUCGCUACUUACACUAGGAUCACGCCGAACCAGCGUCAUGCGGCGUUCAAACAGUACAUCAAAAACGUCCUCGCAAACGACACAGCCAAGAGCCGCCUGGCUGGCUGGGGCCUCAGCCUGGCUCCGGACACGGUGAACCUGACCGCCCGGACGCUGCCACCAGAACAACUCAUGUUCGGCAACAACGUCAAGUUGCCCGGCAAGCCCAAUGCGGACUGGAACGGGGAUGUGACUAAGUAUCCGGUCAUGCAAGCUGUGGAUAUAAUGAGAUGGGUGAUUUUGUAUACGAAGAAGGACCAGCAGGUUGCUAAUGACUUCCUCGACACGAUAAUGCGGUGCAGCCGUCCGAUGGGCGUGAACAUCACGAAGCCGGACAUGAUCCUGCUACCCACGGACCGCACGGACUCUUACGUCACUGCGCUGAAGAAAGUCUUCACUACGGGCCUUCAGCUGGUGGUCGCGAUAUGCCCGACGGCGAGGGAUGAUCGGUACUCGGCCAUCAAGAAGAUAUGCUGUGCUGAUAAUCCGGUGCCAUCUCAGGUAAUCAACGCGCGAACCCUCAUGAACCAGCAGAAGGUCCGCUCCAUAACGCAGAAGAUCCUGCUGCAGAUCAACUGCAAGCUCGGCGGCACGCUGUGGGCCGUGUCCAUGCCGUACAAGACCGCCAUGAUCAUUGGUAUAGACUCGUACCAUGAUGCUAGCAGGAAGAAGAGCAGUGUUUGCGCGUUCAUAGCGUCGUACAACCGCUCGAUGACGCAGUGGUACUCUCGCGCAGUGUUCCAGGAGCGAGGGCAGGAGAUCGUGGACGGGCUCAAGUCGUGCCUGCUCGACUCGCUCAAGCAGUACCUGCGAGUCAACGGGGUGCUGCCCGAUAGGAUCAUCAUAUACAGGGACGGCGUCGGCGACGGUCAACUCAAGAUCAUCCAGAGCUACGAGAUCCCGCAGAUGCAGGUCUGCUUCACGGCCAUGGAGACCAGUUACAAGCCGUCGCUCACCUACAUCGUGGUGCAGAAGCGGAUCAACACGCGUAUCUUUGCGAAGACUCACGGAGGGUUCGAGAACCCGCCGCCUGGGACUGUGCUGGACCAUUCGGUUACGAGACGCGAUUGGUACGACUUCCUGAUCGCCUCGCAAAAGGUAAACCAGGGCACGGUCACCCCCACCCACUACGUGGUGGUGCACGACGACAGUGAGAUGACUCCCGACCAGUGUCAGCGGCUGACCUACAAGAUGUGCCACCUGUAUUACAACUGGCCGGGCACAGUGAGGGUCCCAGCUCCCUGCCAGUACGCGCAUAAGCUGGCCUUCCUAGUCGGUCAGAGCAUGCAUCAAGAGCCGUCGGAAAUGCUGGCGGAUAAGUUGUUCUUCUUGUGAGUUCAGAAAGUGUGCGAUAGAUGGCGCUGUUGCGAGAAAAGACUUUUGAGGUUAAAAUGGCGGCGCGUACGGUUUGUUCUGCUCAGUUGAUAGUUACCUAAAUUGUGGUAAUCGGUUGUUAUUGUGUCGUACCUAAGUUUAGGUAUAAUCUAAUUUUAAGGUAAGUUAAGUCAGAUAUUUGCGAUGGUAUACAUUAGUAUUGAUUACCUGCUACCGUAUCACCAUCUCCACUGUGCUCAACGUAGUAUUAUACUUGCUGUAUGGCACAUCCAAUACAACUACACUUUGUAAAAUGAAGCAUGAGCACUAUGACAUCUGUCAAAUCUAUGCAUUUUAUUUGUCAUUAGAUUGGUCGAUUUUGAACGUGAGAUGUUGAUGCGAUAGCUGACUGAGCAAUUAUCACUUUUUUUUUUAUAAAUUUCAUUUUUUAAGUAUAAAAGUAAAAGUGACCUUUCUGUAUUAAUUUAAGUUUCCUAUCGUGAUAAUUGCUUUUAAUAAAGUGAUUUUAUGGUGUUCAAAUUGAAUAGUUUUAUGGUUCUGUUAUAGUUGAUCGUUAUUAGUGAUAGAUUAUUUAAAUUAAACUUUACGUGAUUUAGUCGCUAGUAAUAUUAACGUAAGAAAAAUCCACCAGAGGCAUACCACAAAAUGUAACGACCCCUCUUUCAAGACUUCCUCUUUUUUUUAUUUGGGUGGGGUGUCCUAACUAUCCCUGUCAAUGGCCUCCUCAUUCCAGUUCAUACAAAAUGCAUCCAGGUCAUCCCGCCAUAUUCUUCUGGGUCUGCCCUUGCGCCUGUGGCCGUUAUCGGGUAUUCUAUUCUCUGUGGGGGUGUAAGUACCUGCACCUGGCUCUCUCGAAUGGAACGUUUGUGCCUAUCCCCAAGGUCUAAACUGCCUUUCUAAUCUUGGACCAUUUCCCACCACACUGGUUCACUGUCGGUUGGUUGGUUCACAUACCUAGCUGUGCUAAAUUUAGACAUGCAGGUAUCCUCACGAUGUUUUCCUUCACCGUGAAAGCGAUGGUAUACAUUGUACUUAAAUUCAAAGAACUCAUUAGUAAAUGUCAGCGCCGGGAUUCGAACUCGCAUCUCUGGCGUGAGAAGCGGGCGCUUACCCUACUGAGCUACCACCGCUCCGGGUAUUCAUUCUUUGGCAUUUUAGCACACCUACCUUUGGUCUUAAUUUAAAUAAUAUACGUUGCUCAUAAAUUAUAAUAUAGCACUGAGUUACUGCAGAGAUUCCGCCAUUAUUUUAAAGAUAUGGCCUUAUUAUUUUUUGAUAAUUGUGUGCUGUUUAAUUUAACUUGAAGAAAAUUAUUUUAGUUUAUUUUAAAUUGAUUCGUAAAAAAUGACUACCACCGAGAACAAAUUGACCAAAUUGAUUGAUAAAUUAAGACAUUCUUUGAUAUUUCUAGUUUUUAUACUCUUAAGAUAGUUUAGGGACAAUUUUGCGCGAUGCUUUCCAAAGCACAAUUUAUUUUCCUAUAUUGUUUGUUUGUAAUUUAAGUAUUAGCUAUAGAAUUCAAGCCAUGAGAGAGAAUAUUAUUGUUAUUUAGGUAUAGACUGAUACAUUAUCAAAUUGCUAUAUUAGUUAUAAGUUAGUUUAUUAAAUUUGCUAGAUAAAGUCACUAGGAUUUGUUUAUUUCUAAGUUAAAUUAGUGGUGCUAAUAAUUGUCCGAUAUCAACUGAAAAUACCCUCAUAAUAUAUUUCAAUGUACGAAGAAGACAUUCCACGUAUGAUAGCUUAAAAAUCUGAAAAUGACAUGAAACAAACCCAUUAUUGUUCAUUUAUUCGUCAUUUAUAAUGCCCGUGUAGAGCAUACAUACAAGACAUACAAUACCUAUGUAUCUAUCUCAAUAACUUUUGGGGUUUGGACAGGUCUCAAAGAAGAAGUUACUUGCGAUGACCUCUAUCGACGAAAAAAAAUGUCAUGUCGGCUGAUGUGCCCGACCCUGUAUAAACGGUGCUCUAAUAAAAAAAACCAGUAAUAAUGCAGUGAUGAAAAUCUCGAUGCUGUUUACGACCUCUAUAGAGCUUCCACUAUGUUAUUGCAUUUUUGAUGUUUCCUUAUGUCAUGUAAGUAAAGUUGGUUUUCCUUUGCAGUCAUCAAAUAUGUAUGGGAUUUUGAUUGUCAAAAAACCAAUAAUAUAAUGGACAGAGUAUGACGUGUAAAACAUUUUGAUUUUAGUACACAUUGAAAGGCAUAAAAAAUAAGAAUCUCAUGCGGUAUGAUUAAUAUGAAAGACAUACCUAAAGCUACGAGAUAACAUUAUGUGUAAAGUAUAAUUUCAUAUUGCAUUUGUCUACAUUAAAAAUUCAUCGAAUUUAGAUAAACAUGUGGAAUGUAAUCUACCUCAGUAUUUUUACUUUUUUACUGAGCUGUUAGUGAUCCUAAUGUAAAUAAUAAUAGGUAACUACCAUGGAAGUAAUAAGUACCUGUUACUUCCAUGGUACCUACCUCCUAUUUACGUGCACCUAAAAUAA
Messenger RNA from Plutella xylostella (diamondback moth), 5402 nucleotides. RefSeq names its product Argonaute 3 (gene AGO3). NCBI's taxonomy places the organism in Eukaryota, Metazoa, Arthropoda, Insecta, Lepidoptera, Plutellidae. Gene Ontology annotation, molecular function: RNA binding; protein binding. The record is from RefSeq and is a predicted model, not a curated record.